AGAGUAUCUAAAGAGUACGUGCGUUUAUCUCGUCUGCAGCGAUUGAACUUUUAACUUUGUUUAUCUUGCUUGUGCAAAUAAGGUAAAAUGUUACUGUCGUGCAUGAUGGCUGAUGGGGUAUGUCGGCUGUGGUGUCGGUUGAUUUAGUUCCGUCUAUUCUGACAUUAUUCUAACGCGAGUGAGACGAGUAUUCCCGACAAUGACACUGUGUGAGCAAUGAUAACAGUUGCGUAGCGUAUGAACGACACAUUUUUUUUUUCGGGUUGCUGUGAUGAUAACAUAAACCAACACAAGUAUGUACAUCACAGAAGGCUGGUCGAGAGAUGAUACACGAACAGUAGAUACACAGAAUUUGCUGAAUUCUGGAAUAACAAGAGACAAAAGUAUUAUAACGUGGCUAUAUGCUCCAGCUUACAAUGAGUAUAACAGCCAAAUCUGGCGUACGAAUACCGAGAUGCAGAAACAUUGGGCUGCAUCCUAUCUCCUACCGGUGGGAUCUAUUUUUAUUCUUGGAAUGGUCGUCCUACUAAUGGUAUUGUUCAAACGAUACCCAUACACAGUGGCAGCGAUCGUUGCUGCGAUUCUCGGUAUCAUUAUUGUAGUGGCAGUUGUCAUAUCGUGUAACCAGGGGCCAAUCUAUAUUUAACACGUUAAAGUAAGGUAAUUGUUGCCUAUUAUGCCGAACAAAUACUUCUUCCAUCCGUACGUUAAGUCGCUAGAUCUGAUGUCUGAGGAGAUUUUUAAACUGUAUACACGGAAUAAAUAAAUAUAUUGUU
Molecule: messenger RNA, 776 nt
Organism: Dinoponera quadriceps
Lineage: Eukaryota; Metazoa; Arthropoda; Insecta; Hymenoptera; Formicidae
Exons: 4
Coding region: 296-646 (116 amino acids)
Source: RefSeq, a predicted model, not a curated record